AGCAGUAUUGCAAUUGGCAACGAGUCAAGCACGAGCGAGAGAAGUGAUCAAAAAAUGGCAUCCGUGCCGACGUCGCACAAUGAGGUUUCCCAGGAAUUUUCUGUCAACAAACUCAUCCGUGUCGGUUAUUACGAAUUGGAAAAAACUAUUGGUAAAGGAAAUUUUGCCGUAGUUAAAAUGGCCACUCACGUCGUAACAAAAUCCAAGAUCAUUUGUAAAUAGCUCCUAUAGAGCCCAGUCAAAUUAAGAUUUUUGGAUGAAAAAAUUGCCGGCAAGCUGGAAAUUGGUAUACAGGUUCAUUUUAAUGUUUUUUUAAACAUACUAAAAGUCCCUAUACAUAGAGCGUGAGCCGGCUGCGCCAUCU
Temnothorax curvispinosus is the source of this 364-nucleotide messenger RNA. RefSeq names its product serine/threonine-protein kinase SIK1-like. The coding region runs from base 55 to 222 and encodes 55 amino acids. The record is from RefSeq and is a predicted model, not a curated record. The transcript is spliced from 2 exons. NCBI's taxonomy places the organism in Eukaryota, Metazoa, Arthropoda, Insecta, Hymenoptera, Formicidae. Gene Ontology annotation, molecular function: ATP binding.